Messenger RNA from Carassius auratus (goldfish), 734 nucleotides. Its product is annotated as PH and SEC7 domain-containing protein 1-like. The transcript is spliced from 3 exons. The coding region runs from base 25 to 540 and encodes 171 amino acids. The record is from RefSeq and is a predicted model, not a curated record. NCBI's taxonomy places the organism in Eukaryota, Metazoa, Chordata, Actinopteri, Cypriniformes, Cyprinidae.
ACACGCAUCAACACGGUGGCGGCCAUGUUUUCAGCCCCGCCCCUCCCUGCUGCCAUUGGAUCACAGAAGAAAUUCAGUCGACCGCUGCUGCCAGGCUCCGCCUCCAAGCUGUCGCAGGAGGAGCAGGCACAGGCUCAUGAAGCUCGGUUUCGCUCCAUCUCCACCGAGCUUGCACAACUGCACUCUUAUCCGCCUGACAGAAAGGUGAAAGGUCGUGAACUUGAGGAGUACCGGCUGAGAGAGGAGUAUCUGGAGUUUGAGAAAACGCGCUAUGAGACGUACAGCAUGCUCCUGCGGGCGAAGCAGCGCUGCGAAGACGAUGAUCUGUCAGUGUUUGAAGCCAUGCUCCUGGAGGAAGGUGCGCUACAGAGAGCUCAGUCCAGCCCGACGCUUCAGGACAGCAGUUUGACCUGCAGCACCAGAGACGGAGCGAGCCAAAGCACCGCCGCCGGCGCACAAGAACCGUCCGGCAACGGAAACAACAGCUGCUCCCGCGGUCAGGGCCAGAGACACAGCUACAGGCAGGCCGUCCGCAAGUGAAGCCGCCGCCGCCACCCACAGGAAGCUCGCUGUACUGGAGAGGAAGUGAGGUCUCUCUCUUUCCUGUGUGUGCCAUCAGGGUGUUGAUUCCGACUGAAUCUGACUCUGUGAUUGGCUGAUGGCUGGGUGAUGUCACAACACAAGGUGCUAUGGGAUCUGGACGGGAGGAUGCGACUGGGAACGUAAAUAUGAAA